GGAGUGGAUGUGAGCUGGAUGACAGAGCCCGGCUGGGACCAGUGUGAGGAAGAGCACACCGGGAUUAUCAGCAUCAGGAUCGGGAUUAGUUUUGGGAUCAGGAUGCUCCGCUUUCCGUCGCUGCUUGUGCUCUGGCUCGCGCACUUCAUUGACGAGCAUCGAGUUUACGCUGGGAACUGCUGGUACGAGCAGGGGAAGAACGGCCGCUGUCAGAUGCUCUACCUGUCUGAAAUGAGCCGGGAGGACUGCUGCAGGAGCGAGAGGCUCGGCAUGGCGUGGACCGAGGAGGACGUUCCCAGCAACACGUUGUUCCGAUGGCUGCUCAUGCACGGCGGUGCACCAAACUGCAUACCGUGCAAAGAGACGUGUGAUAACGUGGACUGUGGUCCUGGGAAGAAAUGCAAGUUGAACCGGAGAAACAAACCGCGUUGCGUGUGCGCUCCGGACUGCUCCAAUAACACCCUCAAGGGCCCGGUGUGCGGCUCGGACGGAACCACGUACCGCAACGAGUGCGCGCUACGCAGAGCCAAGUGCAGGAGAUACCCCAACCUGGUGGCCCAGUACCAGGGGAAGUGCAAGAAGACGUGUAACGACGUGCACUGCCCGGGAAGCUCGUCUUGCGUGGUGGACCAGAACAACAACGCCUACUGUGUGACCUGCGAGCGCGUGUGUCCUGAAGUGACCUCACCCGAGCAGUACCUGUGUGGGAACGACGGCAUCAUUUACGCCAGCGCCUGCCAUCUCCGACGAGCCACGUGCAUUCUGGGAAGGUCCAUUGGGGUGGCCUAUGAGGGCAAGUGCAUAGACGCGCACUCGUGCGACGAUAUCCGCUGCCCAGACGGAAAGAAGUGUCUGUGGGACAUGAGGACGGGUCGAGGGCGAUGCUCCGUGUGCGAGAGCGAGUGUCCCGAGAGUCAUCCCGGAGACAGCGUGUGCGCCAGCGAUAACGCCACGUACCGCAGCGAGUGCGAGAUGCAUCGGGCCGCCUGCUCGCGAGGCCUCGUCCUCGAGGUCAAACACUCCGGGUCCUGUAACUGCGUCGACCACUGACUCGUCCUUCCCGUCCCGUCGUACGUGGAUCCCGACCUGCUUCGUCACGUGAAUCAGACAAAGCAGCAACGUUUCAGAUGCGUUAUUACGGGAAGGAACAACAAAAAAGAGAAUUUUUUCCGAAAAAAAAAAAAACAGACUUCUUUUCUUCCCUUCUAAAGCCAUGAGCUCCUGCGCUGCUGUGUUCCUCGACAAGCAGAGAGAGCAUGAAGAGGAGGAUGAGGAUGAAGGUCUGGAGAAGACAGAUUAUCGUGACUGUGAUGUGUGAAGCGGUGCGACUCGGCUCCGGCGCAGAGUCAGUAUUCAGACUGUACAUAGACAUACACGCUAAUUUAUUUUCCACAAUUAAAAAAAAAAAGAAAAGAAAUAAAAAAAAGAAAUAAAAAAAAAAAGAAGAGGAAGAUUUCAUAUAGCCGUCUUCUGGAUGUUUAUUUAUGUGUUACUUUUUAUUUAUACACUUAUAAAAAUAAAAAUAAAAAAAGUCCGACUGAAUUUUAUCUUUGAUCUCGUGUAUAAUAUCCACAGAAAAAAGCAGCAUUAUUUAUUUAAAAGGUGCAAUGUGUGAUGUACAGAGAACCGAGAUUGCAUUUUCUCCAGCGUCAUACCCUCCGUGUGUGUGUGUGUGUGUGUGUGUGUGUGUGUGUGUUUAUUCCCUUCUUCUUUAUUCUCCUUAUUUAUUUUGUCCUUCCCAUCUUUCCUUCAUUUUUUUUUUACCUCUUUCUUUCCUUUCCUUAUUUAAUUUAAUCUUUCCUUAUUCCUUCCCUUCUUUGUCCAUUCCGUUUCUUCCUUCUUCUUUCUUUCAUUUCCUUCUUUUUUUGAUUCUCUUUUAAUUUCUUCCAUAUUUUCCCCAUUUCUUUUCUUCAUCCUUUAGUUCUUUCCUUCCUUUUUUCUUUUCCUUGCUUCUCAUUCUCUUCCUUCCUUUCUCCUUUUUCCAGUCUUUUUUGUUCUUUAUUUCUUUCCUUUCCUUCUUUUCCCCUUCCUCUAUCUUUUCUUUAUUUCUUUCCUUCCUUCCUUCCUUAUCUUUCUUUUUCCUUUUCUCGCUUUCCCUGGCUUCUUUCCUUCCUUUCUUCUCUUUCCCCUUCUUCCAAUCUUUUUUGUUCUUUAUUUAUUUUCUUUCCUUCUUUUCCCCAUCUUUUCUUUCUUUACUUCCUUCCUAGCUUUAUUUUUCCUUUCUUUUCUUUCCUCCCUCCCUUACUCACUCCUUUCCUAUCUGUCUAUUUUUUUUAAACUUUCUUUCUUUUCCUUAUUUUAUUCACUUUUAAUCUUUCUUUCUUUUUUUUUUACUGCUUUUUUUUUGUGUGUGUGUCCUGAACAAUAUUUUCCUUCUGCAGCCUUGUGUGUGUUGCUCACUAAUAAAUGGAUCUGGUUUUGUUUACACACUCAAAGCUGGUCUGUAAUUAAACUCUUUAUAAGCGCUCUGUUUUCUUUUUUCCACAGAGACGCUCGUUCAUGUGAAAUAAAUAACGUGACGGUGUUUAUAACGUUAAAGGUGUGGGGGUUGUUCGGCGUGGUACGGAUGAAGGAUCUUUGUUAGCGUAUUAAAAAUGUGCCAUAAUAAACGCUUGGAUGCUUUUUUGGCAGUGUAGCUGACUCAGCUCGGUUUAUUCCAGAAUGUACAGGAUGAACUUUAUCACUACGUCUCAUUACUGUCUCUAUAAUCUCAGAGUUAUUAAUGUAUAGUUUUUUUUUUUUUUUAUUGUUCACUGUACAUAAAAUAAACAAUGCUGUUUGUAAACAUGCAAUACAAGUAAAAUGGAAAACGACA
This is a messenger RNA of Ictalurus punctatus (channel catfish), 2815 nucleotides long. It is a transcript of the gene fstb, whose product is annotated as follistatin b. The coding region runs from base 19 to 1050 and encodes 343 amino acids. Gene Ontology annotation, molecular function: activin binding; protein binding. The record is from RefSeq and is a predicted model, not a curated record. Gene Ontology annotation, biological process: regulation of BMP signaling pathway; cell differentiation; multicellular organism development. The transcript is spliced from 6 exons. NCBI's taxonomy places the organism in Eukaryota, Metazoa, Chordata, Actinopteri, Siluriformes, Ictaluridae.